AUGAUCAAUGAAUUAGACACAAAGAGAAGAGGAGGUAAUGUGGGGUUGAAGUUGGACAUUUAUCAAGCUUAUGAUUCUCUUAGUUGGGAAUUCCUCUUUAUGGAUUUGAAACAAUUUGGAUUCUCAGAUAAGUUUAUCAAAUGGAUUCAUAUUCUUCUUAAAUCAUCUAAAAUAUCAGUUCUUGUUAAUGGUGGACCAGUUGGAUACUUCAAUGUAAGCAGAGGUUUAAGACAGGGAGAUCCCCUCUCCCCUCUUCUCUUUGUUAUGGCUGAAGAUGUUUUAAGCAAAAAACUAUCCUCAAUGGUAUUGAAAGGUGAAUUAUUCCCAUGGUAUGAUAAUAUCAAACCAUGUAUGGGGAUAUGUAGAAAUGCUACAAGAAAAUUUAGCUGGUUGGAAAGGAAAAAUGCUUUCAUUCCAAGAAAGAUUAGUCCUGGUGAAGUUUGUCUUAUGUGUUACAUUGAAAUGGGAGAAAACUUGCUCUCCAUUAUCACAAGUGGGUUGGGAAUUAGACAACUAGAAGUGAUAAAUAAAGCAAUGCUUAUGAAGAUGUGUUGGAAUAUGCAAAAUGAACGUAUAAGGUGGUUGGUGGGUGAUGGCAAUAAUAUCUCAGUUUGGAAUGAUAGCUGGAUAAAAGACAGACCUUUAAAAGAUAUAUUUCCUGAAAAUCCCAUUAUGUUGCAGAAUCCAGAUAUGAAAGUGAGAGAAUUGAUAAAUAAUGGAGAAUGGAAAAUUCCAGUCAACUUUCUUGAAUUUUUUGAGCCUGAAGAACUUCCAGUUUUAGACCAUAAAGAAGAUAGGAGAAUUUGGAGUGCUACAUUAACUGGAAAUUUCAGUGUGGCAUCAACUUCAGAGUGCAUAAGGAAAAAAUAUCAGCCUGUUAAAUGGGAAAAAGCAGUAUGGCACAAGAGUAUUCAUCCCAAUAUUUCAGGAAAUAUAUGGAAGCUUGUAAGAGGAGUGGUUCCAGCAGAUGAAAAAAUGAAGAAGAAAAAAUUUCAAUUAGCAUCAAGAUGCCCAUUCUGCAGAAAAGAGGAAGAAAACUUAGAGCAUAUCCUUUGGUAUGGAUAUAUAUGCAGGAAUUGGGAUGGAGAGUAUCUGUAUGCAAUGUCUGGUAGUUUAGGGAUAGCCACUAACUAUAUGGCAGAAAUUGUUGCAGUUUUAUGUGCAGGAGAGUGGGCAGCUGCUAAUAAUUUCAUCAAAGUUUGGUUUCAAACUGAUUCCCAACCUGUAAUGAAAGCAUUUCAAACAUAUUCAGUUCCAUGGUGGAGUAUAACAAGAUGGAACAAGAUUAAAAGCUCUCUUCAAGAAUGGCAUUUUUCUCAUGGUUAUAGGGAGAUAAACUUCUCAGCAGACUCCAUGGCAAAGAGGGGGGUUAAUCUGACAAAGGGGAAAAAAAGAAGCUACACUUCAAGACCUGAAUUUUUAAGCUCAAUGGAAAUCCCAGACAAAGCUUACUUCAGAACUUGUUAA
Molecule: messenger RNA, 1467 nt
Organism: Papaver somniferum (opium poppy)
Lineage: Eukaryota; Viridiplantae; Streptophyta; Magnoliopsida; Ranunculales; Papaveraceae
Exons: 5
Coding region: 1-1467 (488 amino acids)
Molecular function (GO): RNA-DNA hybrid ribonuclease activity; nucleic acid binding
Source: RefSeq, a predicted model, not a curated record